AUGAAGGCAAAAUUGUUGAUCAUCGGUGCCGGUCCAUCUGGCCUAGCCGCGGGAGAGCGCCUCAUAGACUCCUCAUUCCAAGACUUCAUCAUCUUGGAAGCGAGACACCGUAUUGGAGGUCGUAUCAAUUCUAUUCUUCAAGGCUCAUCGUACAUCGAACUUGGUGCUCAGUGGAUUCAUGGGGAAGAAGGCAACGUCACGUAUGGAAUCGCCAAAGCGCAAGAUCUUCUUUCGCGUGGAAAAGACGGAAGCAGUCAAUUCAUGUUGGACGAGGCUUCUGAAUGGUCAAAUGUCUUGUUCCUGAGGAGUGAUGGAUCCGCUCUGAUGGACUCGAGCAGUCGAAAAAUUGGUUUCGUGACAUCGAUGAUGGAGUCUAUGGAGCUAGGGCUGGACUGUGACGAAUACAGAAGUGCCGGAAAUCAUCACGUAGCCGCGUUCAACGAGAUGUUGCAAGAAAAUCGCUUUCAUGAAUUGCAGGCAGAAAGAGAAGCAAUUUUAGAUUGGAUACAUCGAUACAUCAAUUCCGUUGAUGCAGCUGAUGAUUGGGAACAGGUAGCAAACGCGAAUACCUACUGGCGGUGUCCAGGGAAUACGAAUGUUUGUCUUGAACCGAAGCUUGGAUAUGUAUCGGUUCUGAAUCAUCUAAAGCGGAAAUUCGGAGAUCAACAUUUAAUGCUCGGAAAGGAAGUGACGGAGAUAAACUACUCGAACAAAUCGAUUAUUGCUGUCACUUGCGCUGACGGAACGAGAUUUGAAUGCCAGAAAUGCAUUCUUACUUUGCCGCUUGGAGUUCUCAAGAAUAGACCGGGUAUCUUCGUUCCGAGUCUCCCUCAGCGGAAAAAGGAUGCUAUCGACGCUUUGGGAUUCGGUGCUGUGGACAAAAUAUUCUUGAUUUUUAAAACUCGUUGGUGGCCAGAAACUGCUGGGGGUGGCUUCAGUUUUCUUUGGACGAAUGAACCUGAGCCAGAAUAUCAGUUGGCCAUUAUUCGCUGGAAUGAGCGCAAAAAAUUUUGCACUCUUUUUCAGGGAUGGCCCCGGUCUCUUCUGGGAUUUUAUGCAGACCCCGGUUACGAAAACGUCUUGUGUGGUUGGAUUAGUGGCGACGGCGCUCGUGCGAUGGAAAAGGUUCCCGUCGAAAAAGUUGAAUAUGUAUGUGUAGCACUUCUGCGGAAAUUCACGCGUGGUCUCAACUUGGAUAUUCCCGAACCAGUGGCGAUACAUCGGUCUACCUGGGGGUCCGAUGAAUUUUCCCGAGGUUCUUACUCGUACAGAUCUGUGGUUUGUGAUGAAAAGGGAAUCGGUGCUGUGGAUCUUGCUGAGCCAGUUUGUGAUGGAAGCGAGAAUCGGUUGUAUUUUGCUGGAGAAGCGACCCACUCGAACUUCUAUUCCACCGUUCAUGGUGCUAUCGAAACCGGUUAUCGUGAAGCGGAUCGCUUCAUCGAAGAUGAGAAACGAGAUCUUUUAAAAUAACUGAAAAUUAUAAAUAUCCCCGUUUCUUUUUCUUCAUUGAUAAAAACCGGUGAAUAGUUUUGUUUAGCGCUUAUUUUUAUGUUUGGGCAUCUCGCAAGAAGGUUGAAGGUUACAUUUUUCCAAUCCCGGGUGAGUCUGCAAUAUGUUAUUUCUAUUUUGUUACCUGGGAUAUUUUGUCGCAAAUUUAUUGCGAAUGAAUCGGAACUUUUGACUGGAUUCGAAGGUUCGAAUGGUAUUGAUUGAUUCGAAACAAUCGACUUUUGAAUAAAUGUUUUCCUCAGAA
Notodromas monacha is the source of this 1753-nucleotide messenger RNA. The record is from the annotation of a GenBank genome assembly. NCBI's taxonomy places the organism in Eukaryota, Metazoa, Arthropoda, Ostracoda, Podocopida, Cyprididae.